Molecule: messenger RNA, 804 nt
Organism: Cooperia oncophora
Lineage: Eukaryota; Metazoa; Nematoda; Chromadorea; Rhabditida; Trichostrongylidae
Source: the annotation of a GenBank genome assembly
AUGUACGAAACAGCGAGAGGAAUCAUUAAAAACCUUGCAUUUAUGGUCGAUAACCAUGGAUUUGUGCCAAAUGGUGGCCGUGUCUACUAUCUCACACGUUCGCAGCCACCGCUUUUAAUACCAAUGGUUUAUGACUACUUUCUCGGUACCGGUGAUUUGGAUUUCGUUUUGCGAGGUGCCUACCAACACUAUGAGAUACGAUAUCUGUUUGUGAUAAGCAGAGAUUCUCGAAUCUACAAAGACGCCAAUGGGACGGAGAAAUUCCCAUACUAUCAAUAUAGAGCUACGCUGAAAGUUCCACGUCCUGAAUCAUAUCGUGAAGAUUAUGAAAUGAGGAAAAGACGCGUAUGUGGUCGGAAAUCGCAUCGGCAGCCCGAAACAGGCUGGGAUUUUUCGACCAGGUGGUUUGCUCAAGAUGGUGAAGACAAGCACGCAAUGAGAAGUAUUAGGACAUGGAGCAUUGUUCCAGUCGAUCUCAAUGCGUUCAUGUGCGUGAAUGCUCGGAUUUUGGCCAGUCUUUUCGAAAUCAGAGGAGACUUCAAAAAGGUCGCAUUCUACCAAGAACGUUACGAAUUAGCAAAACGUGAGAUGAAAGAGAUUCAUUGGAAUGAAACAGAUGGAAUCUGGUACGAUUACGACUUGGAGAAGAAGACUCAUUCGAAUAUUUACUAUGUGUCAAAUGCCAUACCACUUUAUGCUAAAUGUUAUGACGAUGAAGAUGACGUCACACCUCACAGGGUGCACCAAUACUUAAAGGUAAGUUGUCAUUUCACUCCUUUGUCCAUUUUUCUCCAUGUAGUGUAG